Molecule: messenger RNA, 1227 nt
Organism: Prosopis cineraria
Lineage: Eukaryota; Viridiplantae; Streptophyta; Magnoliopsida; Fabales; Fabaceae
Product: receptor-like protein 36
Exons: 1
Coding region: 1-1227 (408 amino acids)
Molecular function (GO): protein binding
Source: RefSeq, a predicted model, not a curated record
AUGUGUUUCAUUGACUUGAGUUCCAACUCACUUCAAGGAGAGCUCACUUAUUCAAUUUGCAAUGCUAGCUCACUUGAAGUUCUCAACUUGUCCCACAACAAUUUCAGUGGCAACAUUCCGCAUUGUAUUGGAAGCUCUAGCCUUGCUUCUCUUCAUGUGUUGGAUUUCCAAAACAAUAGCUUUCAUGGCACCAUACCAGAAACAUUUGAGGAGGGAAGCAAGCUAAGGACCCUAAAUCUUAAUGGUAAUCUUCUACAUGGUUUGUUGCCUCAAUCUUUGGUCUAUUGUGCAGACUUAAAAUUUUUAGAUCUUGGUAAAAAUGGUAUUCAUGAUACAUUUCCCUAUUGGGUUCAAGACCUUAAGGAAUUGCAAGUGCUCGUUCUUAGGGAGAAUAACUUACAUGGUUCUAUCCCUCAUGUAAACAACAAAGCCAACUAUACCUUCACUAACUUGAGAGUUUUUGAUAUAUCCAACAACUACUUUCAUGGUUCUUUGCCUACAACUUAUUUCAAAUAUUUUGAUGCUAUGAAAAAUCUCAAGGGAGAAACUAGUUUAGAAUAUAUGGGUUAUCAAUCUCCAGUUUUUGGCACAUAUCAAGACUCCGUUGACUUAACCUUUAAAGGAUUAUGGGACUUUCAUAUAGAAAAGAUCUUGAUUAUUUUCACAUGCAUUGAUCUAUCAAAUAACAUGUUUGAGGGAGAGAUUCCCAUAUCUAUUGGAGGGUUUAGUGCAUUGACGGGGCUCAAUUUUUCACAUAAUAGGCUUAUUGGUGCAAUUCCAAACUCAAUGGGAAAUUUGAAAAAUUUGGAAUGGUUGGACUUGUCAUCAAACAAUCUUAUUGGAAAAAUCCCAAUAGAGUUGACUCAUCUCAACUUCUUAUCUAUUUUAAACCUUUCACAUAACCGACUUGAAGGCUGCAUUCCUAGGGGCCAACAGUUUGAGACUUUCACAAAUGAUUCUUUCAAAGGAAACAAAAAAUUGCGUGGCUUUCAACUAAUGAUUUCAUGCAUCCCUAAUGUUAAAAGACAACCAUCACUACAAAAUUCAAGUUUUGAAGUUAGAUUUGAAUUUGGAUGGAAACCUGUCAUACUAGGGUAUGUAUGUGGGGCUUUAUUCGGAUCAACAAUGUUCUGGGUUGUAGUAUUUAGUGGUAAACCUCGAAGGCUUGCAAGUUUGGUGGAUGAUCUGCCAAAGAUAGGAAGGAGAAGGGUAAGAAAUCAUUAUUGA